UCUGCGCGGGAAGUGGAAACCCACGCAGAGAAGUGGCCGCGCGAGGUCCGCUGGCGCGGCAGCGGCGGCUGCUCUGGUCUCUUCGCUGCUCGGGCUGCGGCCCGCCCUGUCCGCCGCCGCCAUGCCCAUGAAGGGCCGUUUCCCUAUCCGCCGCACGCUGCAGUACCUGGGCCAGGGGGACGUGGUGUUCAAGGACUCAGUGAAGGUUAUGACGGUGAACUACAACACGCACGGGGAGCUGGGCGAGGGCGCCAGGGCUUCUUUUGCAGGGCUCCUCACCGUCGUGAUCGGGUCAGCGGGCUCCUCCGCCACCCCCACCGCCCCAGACUCCAUAAUGCUGUUUUCAGCCUGGAGCAGAGACUCACUGAGCCGAAGCUGGCGAGAGAAAGCCCCCAGGCCUUUGCUUGUUCCUGUGCCCUCAGCAGUUCAGCUGUCCCCACCUGGACCUUGCUCCAAGUGCCAGUGGCCAGUGCUACAGCCCUGGGCUAGCCAUCGUCUUGGGGUGUCUGCCGGGAAAUUUGUGUUUUUCAACAUACCUCAGAUUCAAUACAAAAACCCUUGGGUGCAGAUCAUGAUGUUUAAGAACAUGACACCGUCACCCUUCCUGCGAUUCUACCUAGAUUCUGGGGAGCAGGUCCUUGUGGAUGUGGAGACCAAGAGCAAUAAGGAGAUCAUGGAGCACAUCAAAAAAGUCUUGGGGAAGAAUGAAGAAACCCUCAAGAAAGAGGAGCAAGAGAAAAAGCAGCUUUCUCACCCAGCGCACUUUGGCCCCCGAAAGUACUGCUUACGGGAAUGCAUCUGUGAGGUGGAAGGGCAGGUACCCUGCCCGGGCCUGGUGCCUUUACCCAAGGAGAUGACGGGAAAGUACAAAGCAACUCUCAGAGCUGGUGCCCAGGACUAAGGCCUUAGGCCACUAGGGGCUGGGGCUACCUUGGCCACAGGGAAGCCUUGGUCCUGUCCCUGGAGAGACUCUGAAGAGCUUUUUGCAAUAAAAGGAUCCCCGUCACACACCUGUGUGCAAGGACGUGGGGGAGGGGAAGGAGUAUCUGCAGUUGAGCCACUGAAUGAAUAUCCCUCCUGCAGCAGGUCAAUAAAAUGCUUCUGUCUCCAGCA
Messenger RNA from Equus caballus (horse), 1113 nucleotides. It is a transcript of the gene MRPS25, whose product is annotated as mitochondrial ribosomal protein S25. Gene Ontology annotation, molecular function: structural constituent of ribosome. NCBI's taxonomy places the organism in Eukaryota, Metazoa, Chordata, Mammalia, Perissodactyla, Equidae. The record is from RefSeq and is a predicted model, not a curated record. Gene Ontology annotation, cellular component: mitochondrion.